Branchiostoma belcheri (Belcher's lancelet) is the source of this 1796-nucleotide messenger RNA. Its product is annotated as UMP-CMP kinase 2, mitochondrial-like. Bases 4 to 1476 code for a protein of 490 amino acids. The record is from RefSeq and is a predicted model, not a curated record. Gene Ontology annotation, molecular function: dTMP kinase activity. Gene Ontology annotation, biological process: dTTP biosynthetic process; dTDP biosynthetic process; dUDP biosynthetic process. Lineage: Eukaryota; Metazoa; Chordata; Leptocardii; Amphioxiformes; Branchiostomatidae. The transcript has 5 exons. Gene Ontology annotation, cellular component: mitochondrion; cytoplasm.
CAGAUGCACAGUUUCGCACCGCACCAGGUAAAACGAUUUCUUAGAAGCCGCGAAGCUUUCUCAAGGCACACCUGUGCACGACAUGACCAAGGAAUGAUCCUUGCUGCGUUCUCUAUACGUCUUGUCAGGUACAGUCUCAGAAAACCGCGGAAUAUUUGGUACAAACUACCGCACACUUGCAGACGACGUUUUGGCUCCAAAUUCAAAAUGGUGGAAGACCAGAGCAAGAACUUGGUGCAUGCGAUCGAGACGGAAAGUGGUCCCAUUUAUUUUUCUACAGCGAGUCAGACGCGUCAGAAAGAUGCAGCAUCUUUUAACACACCCAAAGAGUUUCCCAAUGUUGCUGCGUUUUACUCUAUAAGCGCGUGCAGGUCGAAGAAUUCCCGUGUAGACGAUACACGUGCAAAUUCUAAACUUUUGCUUGACAUAAACAACCACCUUGGCCCGGAGCGCGCGAUUUCCCAUGGCUUUUCCUUCAUCCCUGAACGACCAGAGUCUUUUCGAAAACAGUUCUUCAUUCUCAGCCCUACCGCGGACGAGUCUAUCUCUGGAUUUUCCCGAGAAAUGGCGGUUAAAUUCGGGCAGACUCAGUAUUUUGAGUACGUUUUGAGAGAGGGGAAACUUCUGCAGAACAGGGUAGGGGCUUCAGACGACGGGGUACGUAGUCAGGAUGAGAUGGUGACAGUUGAGGCGCCGCCCUGUCAUCCUGCGUUCCUCCAUCCUGAGAACAAUGCUGUGUUCCACUCCUACAGCAGAGCCGUCAAUAUAUUGAAAGAGUGUCCUGACAUACAAGGGGUUUCAGAAGUGCUGUCUGCAGCAUCAACUCUUGUUCCUGAAACCUUGGAUGUAGCAUCUCUGCAGGAGAAGUGUCAGCACCCUGUCAUUGUUCUGGAGGGUCUCGAUGCCACAGGAAAAACCACCCUGACAGGGAGGCUGGGAGAGAUGCUGAGUGCCCCAGUGCUGCAGUCCCCUCCUCCCCCCAUCCGUCACCUGCGGGAGGUGUUUGACUCCCAGCCUGAGCUGAUCCGGAGAGCGUACUACACACUGGGGAACUACAUACUGGCCAUGCAGGUCACACAGGAGGCACAGACACAUCCUGUAGUCAUAGACAGGUUUUGGCACAGCACGACAGCCUACUCCAUCGCCACAGAGGUAGGUUGUGGGGAUGAGUCCCAGCUGCCCCCCAGAGGACACAGUGUGUACAGCUGGCCCUCGGACCUGCUCAAGCCACACCUGGCCCUGCUACUGACUGUGAACGAGGCAAGCCGGGGGGCCAGACUAGCGGGCAGGGGGGUGGGGAAAACUGAGGAGGAGAUAAGACUGGAGAGGAGUGUCCUGUUUAGGAAGAGGUUGGUUGAGGCCUAUCUGAGGAUGGAGAGCCCAGGCCUUAAGGUCAUUGAUGCAAGUGGCUCCAAAGAAGAGGUUUUUGCCUCCACAGUACAGGUGCUAAAGGACUUCAACAUUUUAGAGGCUUAGACUGAGCACUGAGGGUCAUCGUCAAUGGAUAGUUGGGAACAGUACAAAUGUACUUUGUUCUAGUGAUAUUGAUAUUAAUGUUAAUAAUUUGUUUCUUAUUUGUAUAUAAAUGCAAGCAAGCAGAAAGAUUCAGAAGUCACACUAUUUUAUGAUCAGGUAUUUUACACAGAACUGUAUAUACAACAGAAGUCAAUCAGUAAGAGGAGGAUAAAACAUUGUGAAGUCUUUUUAUCAAGAUCUGUUCCAGUAAGAAUUUUUCUAUUGAUCAUGACUACUAUGUAUAUAACAUGAACCCUCCAAGAAGUGAACAUCUAUAGUAA